Vitrella brassicaformis is the source of this 1378-nucleotide messenger RNA. Lineage: Eukaryota; Vitrellaceae. The record is from the annotation of a GenBank genome assembly.
CACCAGACCAACAGGCCGCUCUCGCACAUCCGAUCCGCUCACACACAAACCAUUUCACAUUCAUCCAUCCAUUCAUUCAGCUACGUGCCUCUCAUCAUCCGCCCUCUCGGUGGUGGAGGCGCCUCAGGGUCGUUGGCAAGCCUCUCGACGAACUUGUCUUGGUUGAAUGUGAGCAGCUCCUGUUGCGGCGCCGGCAGCAGCGAGGCCACCCCGUCCCAGUAGCUCGAUGGCGGGAUGAGGUUGAACAGCAGCUUGGCGAGGAACUUGACGGGCCGCGACUGCACCAGAAACACCAGCGGCACGCACAUAAGGAACAGACGGCGCUUCUGCUCCUCGCUGGGUGUGCUGCCCGACGAUGAUCCCCCAGAAGGGCCGAACCGCCACAGCACCAGCAGUAGGGCCGCCAGGCGAAUGGUCGACGCCCAGUGGAUGUCCAGAUUCAGCUGCACAAACCGAUGCAGCCGCCCUUGCAGCGAUCGGGGCCGCCUGGGGUAGUGCACCACUGCUUCUGGGAAGGCCUGGAGGGGCGGGGGAGCGGUGGGAUGGUCGGUGCUCUCGCCUUCUUCAUUCUGCUGGCUGCCCUCAGGACUUGUGGGCGGUCUUGCCUUCUUCUGCUUGGUCAUGUGUUGCUGCUCCAUAGCUUCCUCGAGAGCACGAUAGGUGUCGCGAAAACGGGCGAUGAGCAUGACGCCUGACGACUCGUCGCCCUUUAGCUCAUCCCCCAGACCAUCGGUGUCCGACACGUCCUCUCCACUGUCAGCACCGCUGGCCCGCCGCCACAGUGCGGCAUAGUACUGCAGGGCAGCCAGGUGAGCCGACAACGCAGCCCGCUUCUCCUCCUCGUUCAUCUUCGACACCACCAUCUUGCCUUGUGUCUGAUCGACGGGCGGCACCAUGUCCAGCAGCACCGUGGCAGGCUCGUCCGCUGACAGGUCGUCAAUCACAUCCGCGAGGUCCAUGUCGUCAUCCUUCAGGGCCUGGCUGCCCACAAACAGCCGCUGGAGUGUCGCAGGCGGUUUCCCGGGGUAGCUCUGUUCGAUGGCUGCCUUGAGGGACCGGACCAACGUGUCGUGAGGGGACAGGGUGAUCAGCUGCUUGUGAUCCAGAUAUCGGCUGCCGGACGCUGUCGUCACGACCAGACGCACAUCGGCCGCCAGGGAGCAGCGGAACAGGAAAGCGGAGACGGUGCAGAGGAACACGCGAAGCGCGGGGAAGGGUAUAGCACUCCUGGAUGAGCAAGAUGCGCCGCAGCGUGGAUCUGCAGCAGCAUCGCCAUUAUGGAUCCACCCAUUUAUCGUCGGCAUGGGGGGCGUCAGAAUCAAUGCAGCUGGCUCAAUUGUGCCAUAGAUCCACGAUGGAAGGGAAGGGCCUCUGGGCG